AUGCGUAAGGCUAGUAAUCGGGAUGCUCGGUCCAGGAAAAAAAGCAGCACCCUCAGCGUCAGCCGCCGCUCUAGGGCCGAGCUCCGUGACUCGCUCAGCGGCUGCGGCGCUGCAGGGCCGCGGAGCGCUCCGGCGGAGGGCAGGGCUCUUCCCCUCCUCCCCACAGAGCCACCGGGAGCCGCGGCGCCGAGAGCCGGACCGGCGCAGCCCCGGGGGCCGAUCCCGGCACAGCCCCGGGGGCCGGACCGGCGCAGCCCAGGAGCCGAUCCCGGCGCAGCCCCGGGGGCCGAUCCCGGCACAGCCCCGGGGGCCGGACCGGCGCAGCCCAGGAGCCGAUCUCGGCACAGCCCCGGGGGCCGGACCAGCGCAGUCCAGGAACCGAUCCCGGCGCAGCCCCGGGGGCCGGACCGGCGCAGCCCCGGGGGCCGGACCGGCGCAGCCCCGGGAGCCGGACCGGCACAGCCCCGGGAGCCGAUCCCGGCGCAGCCCCGGGAGCCGGACCGGCACAGCCCCGGGGGCCGAUCCCGGCGCAGCCCAGGAGCCGAUCCCGGCACAGCCCCGGGGGCCGGACCGGCGCAGCCCAGGAGCCGAUCCCGGCGCAGCCCCGGGGGCCGGACCGGCGCAGCCCCGGGGGCCGGACCGGCGCAGCCCCGGGGGCCGGACCGGCGCAGCCCCGGGAGCCGAUCCCGGCGCAGCCCCGGGGGCCGGACCGGCGCAGCCUCGGGGGCCGAUCUCGGCACAGCCCCGGGGCCCGGACCGGCGCAGCCCCGGGGGCCGGACCGGCGCAGCCCCGGCGGGCCCGGGGCGGCGCAGCCCCGGCGGGCGCGGGGCGGCGCUGCUGCCUGCGGCCGGCAGGGGGCGCGCGGGGGCAGCGCCGCGCCCGCCCCGCCCGAGCGCCGAGCUCUGAGGGAGCCGCGGGCAGGGCGAAGGGAAGUCCCCGCCGUGGGCGAAGCAAUGCCUGUGUCCACGGCGUGUGCGCCCUGCUCAGAGCAGCACGGCCCCUAUGGGACGGAGGAAACCUCUUUCCUCGGGCGCGCUGGGAGUGCCGGAGGAAGGCUGGGCGGGCAGGCACGCUGCGCUCGGGCAGCGGGAGCUGCGCCUGCAGAGAGGGGGCGAGCUGCGUCCUGCCGCUCGCCGCUGGCCGCACACACGCGGGGAGACCAGAGACCGUCCGGACAGAAGUUUUUAGGGGGAUUUAUUUUCACCACACCCCCACAAACCCAUGGGGAGAUGAGGCCGGGCAGCGCGUGA
Messenger RNA from Lonchura striata (white-rumped munia), 1251 nucleotides. NCBI's taxonomy places the organism in Eukaryota, Metazoa, Chordata, Aves, Passeriformes, Estrildidae. The record is from RefSeq and is a predicted model, not a curated record.